Messenger RNA from Cebus imitator (Panamanian white-faced capuchin), 1829 nucleotides. Its product is annotated as eukaryotic peptide chain release factor GTP-binding subunit ERF3A-like. Gene Ontology annotation, molecular function: translation release factor activity; GTP binding; GTPase activity. Gene Ontology annotation, cellular component: translation release factor complex. NCBI's taxonomy places the organism in Eukaryota, Metazoa, Chordata, Mammalia, Primates, Cebidae. The record is from RefSeq and is a predicted model, not a curated record. Gene Ontology annotation, biological process: translation.
AUGACGGAGAGCUAUGGAAAAGUUGUAAAGAUAAAGGAUUCCACAGGUGCUUCGCCUUCAGAACCUGUUGAAAAUGGAGAGACAGAAAUGUCCCCAGAAGAAUCAUGGGAGCACAAAGAAGAAAUAAGUGAAGCAGAACCAGGGAGUGGUUCCUUGGGAAAUGGAAGGCUACCAGAGGAAAGUACCCAUGAAAUGAUGGAAGAGGAAGAGGAAACCCCAAAACCUAAAUCUGUGGUUGGACCGCCUGGUGCUCCUAAGAAAGUGCAUGUAAAUGUAGUAUUCGUUGGGCAUGUAGAUGCUGGCAAGUCAACUAUUGGAGGCCAAAUAAUGUAUUUGACUGGAAUGGUUGACAAAAGGACACUUGAAAAGUAUGAAAGAGAAGCUAAAGAGAAAAACAGAGAAACUUGGUACCUGUCUUGGGCCUUAGACCCAAAUCAGGAAGAACGAGACAAGGGUAAAACACUAGAAGUGGGUCGUGCCUAUUUUGAAACCGAAAAGAAGCAUUUCACAAUUCUAGAUGCCCCUGGCCACAAGAGUUUUGUCCCAAAUAUGAUUGGUGGUGCCUCUCAAGCUGAUUUGGCUGUGCUGGUAAUCUCAGCCAGGAAAGGAGAGUUUGAAACUGGAUUUGAAAAAGGAGGACAGACAAGAGAACAUGCAAUGUUGGCAAAAACAGCAGGUGUAAAACACUUAAUUGUGCUAAUUAAUAAGAUGGAUGAUCCAACUGUAAAUUGGAGCAAUGAGAGAUAUGAAGAAUGUAAAGAGAAACUAGUGCCAUUUUUGAAAAAAGUUGGCUUCAAUCCCAAAAAGGACAUUCACUUCAUGCCCUGCUCAGGACUUACUGGAGCAAAUCUCAAAGAGCAGUCAGAUUUCUGUCCUUGUUACAUUGGAUUACCGUUUAUUCCGUAUCUGGAUAAUCAGCCAAACUUCAGUAGAUCAGUUGAUGGACCAAUCAGGCUGCCAAUUGUGGAUAAGUACAAGGAUAUGGGCACUGUGGUCCUGGGAAAGCUGGAAUCAGGAUCUAUUUGUAAAGGUCAGCAGCUUGUGAUGAUGCCAAACAAGCACAAUGUGGAAGUUCUUGGAAUACUUUCUGAUGAUGUAAAAACUGAUACUGUAGCCCCAGGUGAAAACCUCAAAAUCAGACUGAAAGGAAUUGAAGAAGAGGAGAUUCUUCCAGGAUUUAUACUUUGUGAUCCUAAUAAUCUUUGUCAUUCUGGAUGCAGAUUUGAUGCCCAGAUUGUAAUUAUAGAGCACAAAUCCAUCAUCUGCCCAGGCUAUAAUGCGGUGCUGCAUAUUCAUACCUGUAUUGAGGAAGUUGAGAUAACAGCCUUAAUCUGCUUGGUAGACAAAAAACCAGGAGAAAAAAGUAAGACCCAACCCCGUUUUGUGACAGAUCAAGUAUGCAUUGCUCACUUGAGGACAGCAGGAACCAUCUGCCUUGAGACCUUUAAAGACUUCCCUCAGAUGGGUCGUUUUACCUUAAGAGAUGAGGGUAAGACAAUUGCAAUUGGAAAGUUGAAACUGGUUCCAGAGAAAGACUAAGCAUUUUCUUGAUGAUCCUGCACAAUACUGUGAGGAAAAUUGACUACAAAAGCCUGCUUCACACCACCUUCUCUUAUUUUCUGCCCAUUGAUAAACCACUCCCCAUAUUUUGCAAACAGAAAAUUCACAGUAAAAGUCCACAUUAUAUUAGCUUUCUCAUAUUGAGAGCUCUGCUAUGCCACUGUUGAAUUUUUCCCAAGAUUCUCGCCCCUAGCCCCCCCCUUCAAACUCUGCUUCCUUGGACAGAUUUGGCAAUAGCUUUGUAAGUGAUGUGGACAUAAUUGCCUACA